AAUAUUUCAGAACAUUUUUUAAAAAUAUUUUUGCUUUUAUUCAAGUACAAUUUCUGUUUGUAUAUUUUUUACUGACUCGCUAUUUAAAUGUUUCCGUGGCUUUACAGUUUUAAUGUUUCAGCCUGGGAAGCGGUUAUUUUACCGCCUCAAAUAUUACAGCAUACACUCAAAAUCCCACAAUAUGGUGAAUUAUGCGCAGUAUGAAAAUGGGAACAAAAAAUAUCCACAAUGCAAUGGGUUAACAGUGAUACACUGUAACAAGGGAACACUGUACUUUUUUAGAAAUAAAACCUCUAUCGUUUUUAAUGAAUACUUGGGCCUAAGGUAUACCGUAUUUCAAUGUUGGUCACCAUGGUGGUACUUGUCUUUUUUUUAAGUGGUAGUACUUCUAAAAAGUUUGAGAGCUUUUUGGAAAAAGGAUGGAUAAAUUUAAUCGUUUUCCAAAAUCAAUAAUCAAUCCCAAGUUGAACCGACGCUCACAUGCACGCGCGCGCACGACCUCACACGUCACUCAUCCGGCAUGCCGAAGCAGGCGUGUGACGCCAUCCUCCCUGACCAAUCGGCGGCCGGUGUUUUGCGGGGAGGGGCGGGGCAUUAACCAGCGCAAUUAAACAGCGGGGAGCGCAAAUUGAAAUCGCAAAAACGUCUGUAGACCGGAGGAAAGUGGAGCCGCUUCGUGUAGGGGACCUCGGUGGAAGUUGCAAGCGGCUCGGGGUGGAAUGCGUCUGCGUCCGGCUACCUUGAAGCCUCCGGGACUCCUACCGAAGCGUCCCGGCUUCCCCUGAAGCCCCGGGGUUCCGUGGCCCCUCCGCCGCCGCCGCCGCCGCGCAAAGUGCUUGUCGUCCGGCGUCGGUCGUUCCUAUGAGUGCGGCGUCCAGUCCGCCCUUCGUGGUGAUGCAGCGGCCACUCGGAAGCAGCUCCGCCUUCAGCAUCGACUCUCUAAUCGGGGGGCCUCCGCAGCCCAGCCCGGGACACUUCGUGUACGCGGGCUACCCCAUGUUCAUGCCCUACCGCUCGGUGAUGCUGCAGCCGCCGCCGCCUCCGCCGCCGCCGCCGCCGCCGCCGACCGGACACCCCUCGCACCCGCAUACGCACGCACACAUCCCCGCGCUGCAGGGCGGCUUCUGCUCCAGCCUGGCUCUCACCUCCACGCUCAUGGCCUCGCUGCCCGGAGGUUUCUCGCCGAGCCAGCAGCACCAGGACGCCGGGCGGAAGCACGCCGAGGACGCCAAGAGUUUGGGGCCGGUGGCGGCUAAAGAAGACGCGGAGACGUCGGUGCCAGCGGCCACAGCGCGAGGCCUGCACGCGAGUCCGGACGAGUCCAAAGAGGACGACUGCACGCGCAGAGACGAGAGCUUCUCCAUGGACAGCGACGCGGACUACAGCUCGGACGACAACAUGAUGAGCUCCGCGGCGGCCGGGCUGGAGGACGGCCUGCACCUCCACGCUUCGUCCGGUUCGGGCGCACCGGGAGGCGCGGGCGGGGGCGGCGGCGGCGGCGGGGGUAAGAACCGGAGGCGGCGGACCGCGUUCACCAGCGAGCAGCUCCUGGAGCUGGAGAAGGAGUUCCACUGCAAAAAGUACCUGUCGCUCACCGAGCGCUCCCAGAUCGCGCAUGCGCUCAAGCUGAGCGAGGUGCAGGUCAAGAUCUGGUUCCAGAACCGGCGCGCCAAGUGGAAACGGGUCAAAGCCGGCAACGUCAACAACAAGUCCGGGGAGCCGUCCCGGAACCCCAAGAUCGUGGUUCCGAUCCCGGUGCACGUGAGCCGCUUCGCAAUAAGAAGUCAGCACCAGCAACUGGAGCAGAGCCGACCCUAGGACCCGAAAGAACCGAACCGGGACAGCUGACGAGAACUGGCCUCUCUUCAGUGCAAACUUUACGUUUGAGACACUCGUUUAAUUCGCUUAAAAAAAGCAAAAAAAAAAAAAGCAGGCCAAAGUUUAAAACUCAAAAUGUAAAUGCUUUUUUUUUUUUUUUUUUUUUUAAAUAAGUGCAAUGGGAUCAAAAUUAAUUAGUCAAAGGACAAUAAUGUUCUCAUUUAAAGUGACAAUGCUUGAAUGAAAAAAAAUAUCCGAACAUCAAACGAGGAUGAUGAUGACGACGACGACGACGAUGAUGAUGAAGACACUUUAGAGUACCGAAAUCGGACCGAGGACGGAACGAACUGAUUUUUUUCAACGGUUUCUUUUCUUCUCUUUUGAUUUUCCCAAAGACGCUGCUAGUUUAUUUAAAUCCAAGUGUGAUCAGUGACUUCCA
Molecule: messenger RNA, 2257 nt
Organism: Phyllopteryx taeniolatus (common seadragon)
Lineage: Eukaryota; Metazoa; Chordata; Actinopteri; Syngnathiformes; Syngnathidae
Gene: gbx2
Product: gastrulation brain homeobox 2
Exons: 2
Coding region: 862-1818 (318 amino acids)
Biological process (GO): regulation of transcription by RNA polymerase II; regulation of nervous system development
Cellular component (GO): nucleus
Molecular function (GO): RNA polymerase II transcription regulatory region sequence-specific DNA binding; DNA-binding transcription factor activity, RNA polymerase II-specific
Source: RefSeq, a predicted model, not a curated record